Corythoichthys intestinalis (scribbled pipefish) is the source of this 1685-nucleotide messenger RNA. It is a transcript of the gene ccnb3, whose product is annotated as cyclin B3. The transcript is spliced from 11 exons. The coding region runs from base 263 to 1453 and encodes 396 amino acids. Gene Ontology annotation, biological process: regulation of cyclin-dependent protein serine/threonine kinase activity; mitotic cell cycle phase transition. Gene Ontology annotation, cellular component: cyclin-dependent protein kinase holoenzyme complex; cytoplasm; nucleus. The record is from RefSeq and is a predicted model, not a curated record. NCBI's taxonomy places the organism in Eukaryota, Metazoa, Chordata, Actinopteri, Syngnathiformes, Syngnathidae. Gene Ontology annotation, molecular function: cyclin-dependent protein serine/threonine kinase regulator activity.
CGGGAGAAGCCGUGUAAGUAAACGAGCAUCUCGACUGAGCACACAUAUUAAGGAGCUCGCUGAUUGGCUGGCACCUCUUUAUUUCGACCAAUCGAGAAGCUGCAUCCAGAUUCGAGUAUCAACCACGCUUAAUAGUCUUCUUCCGAAGUUCCUAGCAACAAACGGCUCAAGAGAAGUUAAUUUAUCUGAAAACCCGUGCGAUAUUUGUCAAGUGCUCAACUUGCACGCGUCGCUUAAAGUUGUUGCCUUGUGUGCAGAAGACAUGCCGUUUACAAGAGGGAAGAGAGCUCAGGCUCGGGUCAACGCCAAAAAUAAAGCGAAAGAGAACACGAAUGAGCAAGGUGGCGCUGGCGUCAAGAGGACCGCUUCGCCUUCACAAGAAGCCCCCAAGAAGCGGGUGGCUUUCCUCAACCUCACUAACGCCGGUAAAAGCCGUGUUAGAUUACCAGGCAGGAAGGACUCCAGCAAGAAGAAAGCAAAGGCCGCCCCGGCGACCUCAGAAACGGGCGCGGAAAACAAAGUUCCCAACGUUGACAAAGAUGAGAACGAGGAGGGAAUAGUGUUGGCUCCAGCCGAGGUACUCAAGGCCCCACCGGCGCACCUUGAGAGACCCCAGAUUCCAGCGGAGUUCGACGUGGACGCGGAGAACCGCGACGAUUGCAUGAUGUGCCCCGAGUACGCCAAGGAUAUCUUCGACUACCUGAAAAGUCGCGAGGAGAAGUUUACGCUGCACGACUUCAUGGCCCUGCAGCCCACCAUCAAUGCAGAGAUGCGUGCCAUCCUUGUGGACUGGCUGGUGGAAGUUCAGGAAAACUUCCAGCUGUACCACGAGACACUGUACCUGGCGGUUAAGCUGACGGACCACUUCCUGGCCCGGACCGCCAUCGCCCGCGACACCCUGCAGUUGUUGGGCUCCGCCGCCAUGCUGAUCGCCUGCAAGUUCGAGGAGCGCAACCCGCCGUGCUUAGACGACUUCCUGUACAUUUGCGACGACACGUACAACAAGGAGGAGUUCCUCUCCAUGGAGUCGUGCAUCUUCAAAACGCUGGGCUACGACAUCGGCAUCCCCGUCGCCUACAGCUUCCUGCGCCGCUACAGCAAAUGCGCCAGCGUGGGCAUGGACACGCUAACGCUGGCCCGCUACUACUGCGAGCUGAGCCUGAUGGACGUGGAGCUGGCGCAGGAGCGAGCUUCGCUGCUGGCGGCGGCCUGCCUGUUCCUGGCGCUGCUCACUAGCGACCUGGGAGGAUGGUCGCCCAUCCUGGAGUUCCACAGCGGCUACACGCAGCUUGAGGUGGGACCGGUGGUGCUCCGGGUUCGCUCCAUGGUGGCGCGGCCCCCUAAAAGCAACCUGAUGGCCAUCCGUGAAAAAUACGCCCAUCCGGUGUUUUUCCAAGUUGCGCAGCUGCCGUUGAUGGACGUUGACGUUCUGGAGAAGAUGUUGUCUACCUAAAACUGGCUAGCAAGUGACUCUGUUUCAGCAGGUUCAGCUGUAAAUACGUACAUAUUAAUGUUUGUACUAUGUUAAUAUUGUUUCUAAAUGUUGUUCUCUUAUAUGCCAUGCAAAAAGUGCCUUUCAAAGACAUGUUUUACUGUUAUUGUUGUCAAAAAAGUGCAAUGUCUUCUGUUACUUUUGUAAUGGCUCGUGUGUUUGAAUGCCACCUCUUUUAAAAUAAAGAUGUUGU